Messenger RNA from Strongylocentrotus purpuratus (purple sea urchin), 3078 nucleotides. Its product is annotated as mutS protein homolog 5-like. The transcript is spliced from 21 exons. The record is from RefSeq and is a predicted model, not a curated record. Bases 18 to 2396 code for a protein of 792 amino acids. Gene Ontology annotation, cellular component: nucleus. Gene Ontology annotation, molecular function: ATP binding; mismatched DNA binding; ATP-dependent DNA damage sensor activity. Lineage: Eukaryota; Metazoa; Echinodermata; Echinoidea; Camarodonta; Strongylocentrotidae. Gene Ontology annotation, biological process: mismatch repair; chiasma assembly.
AGAUCUACCUGAGUGUAAUGUGGCAUGAUGGGACGCUGGGCGUGGCUUACUACAGCUCAGAGACAGCUGAGAUCUAUAUCAUGAAUGAUACCAUGGAAACAAACAACUAUUCACUGCUGAAAAAAGUCUGCCAUCAGCUGCAGCCGUGCUGCGUCAUCGCGAGCUCUAAGGCCAACGAGAGACUCCUCCUCAUGCUGCGGGAUCUGGGUGGAGUUGACUCGUGCUUUGGUGCUAGUGAGGUCUUGCCUGAGGAUAGUAGCAACCGACUAAUUGAUGUACAGCUCCUCCCAAGCUUAGAUUUCUCUCUGGAAGUAUGUAAGAGGAGAGUGCUAUCCAUCAGUCUACCAUCCAUUCCAGAGCAUUUCACAGAGACAGACAGGACCAUCUACAUGUCUUCACUGCUCUCAUUUGAUGCCACCUGCAUGAUCCGUGCCACUGGAGGACUUCUGAAGUUCUUGGAGAAGAAGAGGAUCGGAGUGGAGUUGGAGCGAUCUGAUGUUUCCAGUCCGGUCCUGAACAUCAAGACAUUUUCCUUGUCCGAUAUGGUAAGCAUUGAUGUCAAUACAUACAGCAGUCUUCAGAUCUUCCAGAAGGAGAGUCAUCCAUCCGUCUAUAAAUCUGGUGGCAGUGGCGCUAAGGAGGGACUAAGUCUAUUUGGGAUCUUGAACAGAACAAGAUCAGUCAUUGGCAGUAGGCUUAUGAGACUAUGGUUCUUGCGGCCGUCUCGUAAUCUGGACCUUCUUCGAGAGCGCCAGGAAGCUGUUUCUUUCUUCUUAAAUCCUAAGAACGCUGAGGUCACCGGGUCACUUCAGAAUUGCCUCAAGAAUGUUAAGAAUGUUCCGAGAAUCUUCAAGCAGAUGCAGCAAGCACAAGCCUCCAUGACAGACUGGCAGUCCCUCUACAAGACAGCCUACAAUGCCAUCGAUAUUGCUGAGAUAUGUCGAGCACAGAGAGCUGAUGUACCCAUUUUCAAGAAGAUCACAGAAGCCUUCACUGAUGAUAUCCACCAAGUUGCUGCAGCCAUCAGUCAGCUGGUGGACUUUGAAGAAUCGUUUGCCCAGAACCGUUUCAUUGUGAAGCCACAUGUAGAUGAGGAACUCGAUCAAAGAAAGCGGACCUACAGCACUCUACCGAGCUUGAUGACAACUGUAGCCAGAGAAGAGCUUGAUAGACUUGGACCACACAUAGAAGAGUGUUCUAUCAUAUAUGUACCUCAGCUUGGGUAUUUGUUGGCCUUACCAUGUACCCAACACAUGACAGAAACCAAGGACUUCACAAUUGAGGGCUUACAAUUCAUGUUCAUGUCCAACAAUACCGUUCAUUACAAGAGUGCUAGAACAAGAGCCCUUGAUGUGAAGCUAGGCGACACCCAUUGUGACAUCACUGACCAUGAGACACAGAUCAUGCAUCAGCUACAGAAUGAUAUCCUUCUAAGAUCACAGGUCUUCUAUGCUAUCAUGGACUAUGCUGCUGAACUAGACUGUUUGAUAGCCAUUGCCAUCGCUGCCAAGGAAGGCAACUACGUCCGGCCUGAGCUCACCCACGGCAGUCAGUUGGACAUCAUCGGGGGACGUCACCCUCUACAGGAGCUGUGUGUCACCCCCUUUGUACCUAACAAUGCACACUUUGGAGGGGACCAUACCAGGAUCAAGGUCAUUACUGGUCCCAAUGCAAGCGGGAAGAGCAUCUACCUUAAACAGGUUGGUUUGAUAGCAUUCAUGGCUCUGAUUGGUAGCUUCGUACCGGCCGAGAAGGCAAGCAUUGGUAUGCUAGAUGGCAUCUACACUCGAGUUCACACACAAGAAUCUGUAUCAGUGGGACUAUCAACAUUCAUGAUAGACCUCAAUCAGCUAUCUGCUGCCGUCCGUGAUGCAACUAAGAACUCUCUGGUGAUCGUCGAUGAGUUUGGAAGGAGCACAGAUACAGUGGAUGGUCUCUCACUGCUGGUGGCUUGUAUUAAACACUGGGAAGGCAAAGGAUCUGACUGUCCAAACCUGAUGGUUUCAACUCACUUCCAUGCCAUCGUCAGAGAAGGGCUGCUACCAGCAUCGCAACAACUCUCUUAUCAGACCAUGGAGGUGCUUGAAAAUGAUGGUGAAUUGGUUUUUCUGUACGAGCUGACCGAUGGACAUGCUAACUACAGCCAUGCUAGCCACAUAGCACUGACCGCUGGUCUUCCAGAAGAACUGGUCAAGAGGGGUACAAAGGUCUCUAAACUUCUGAGAGAGAACCAACCAAUCCUGAGGGUAGACUCCUCAAGCUCCGAGACCCAGUUUGACAGGUACAAGGAGAUUCUAGCCAAGUUCCUGGAUCUAGACCUGGACUUUGAUGAUCUUACAGGAUUCCUGAGGGAACAGGUUCUCUCUAGUCCUUCCUCAGCAUCAAACAAAUCCUGAGUCAGUCUAAGGAUGUGUCAGUGAUGCUGAGAGAGUAUCAUGAUUUGUUUACUUUGCUUAUUUUGACGUUUGUGAUGUCUUGGAAACAUGAUUUACACUUGUAAAAGUCAUUUACUUUUAAUGUGAUCGUGAUCAGUGAGUAUGUGGUUUCUCAUAAUAUAACUAAGUUUUGGAGUUAUGGAUAUAAAUUUACUUCAUAUUUGACCUUAUUCUAAUCAAUAGUGGGGGUUAUUAACUUUCUACAAGGAUCAGAUAUGCUAAAAUCUUACGUGUGAUGUUGUGGAAACAUGAUUUACACUUGUAAAAGUCAUUUACUUUUAAUGUGAUCGUGAUCAGUGAGUAUAUGGUUUCUCAUAAUAUAACUAAGUUUUGGAGUUAUGGAUAUAAAUUUACUUCAUAUUUGACCUUAUUCUAAUCAAUAGUGGGGGUUAUUAACUUUCUACAAGGAUCAGAUAUGCUAAAAUCUUAUGUGUGAUGUUGUGGAAACAUGAUUUACACUUGUAAAAGUCAUUUACUUUUAAUGUGAUCGUGAUCAGUGAGUAUAUGGUUUCUCAUAAUAUAACUAAGUUUUGGAGUUAUGGAUAUAAAUUUACUUCAUAUUUGACCUUAUUCUAAUCAAUAGUGGGGUUAUUAACUUUAUUCAAAGAUCAGAUAUGCUAAAAAAUCUUACAUGUGGUCAAUA